This is a messenger RNA of Aureobasidium pullulans EXF-150, 1092 nucleotides long. RefSeq lists its product as uncharacterized. Bases 149 to 772 code for a protein of 207 amino acids. NCBI's taxonomy places the organism in Eukaryota, Fungi, Ascomycota, Dothideomycetes, Dothideales, Saccotheciaceae. The record is from RefSeq and is a predicted model, not a curated record. The transcript is spliced from 2 exons.
UCCAGCUCUCUCGUUAUCAGUUGGUCCAGCGCUUCUAAUACCUGUUCCCUCUCACAUUCGUUGUUGAAGAACACCUUUCUGCUCGAACUCUAUCAGUCACUACUCAUCACCAAAAGUAUCUUUUCGAUCUACACAUACGUCUAUCAAAAUGCGUGGUUUCGGUCUGCUCCUCCUCCCUGUGGUCGCCAAGUUGGCCUCUGCCCAGUACCAAAUCGACCCUGAGAGUGUUCCUGAGGCUACCAGAGAAAUCUGGUGCAGCAACCAGCAGAAUGCUUGCCCUCUGAUCUGUCUUCAAACCUCCGCCAACUCCUCCGAAACCGUCGAGAACGAGUGCGACCCUGCCACCCUCGACUUCUCCUGCAUCUGCGAGAACAACCUCAGCCCUAACGCCUCUGAGUACUCACAGACUAUCCCCUACUACGUCUGCACUCAAUGGGGAACCCAGUGUAUUGCCGGAUGCGGCGGUAACACAGACUGUGAAUACAACUGCAGAGCCCAACACCCUUGCGGUGCUCAAAACCCUACCCGCGUCAACGUAACCACCUCCUCUUCCGCCACAGCCUCUCAGACCGGCGCAUCCUCCACCAACGGCGGCGAGGCCACAAACUCUGCCGGCCAAACCAUCUACAAUGGCCUCGGAGGCAGCGGCGCUGCUGCCACUUCCUCCUCCAGCAGCCAGACUGGUGCAGCCACUGCUCUCCAGCUCGGCCAGGCCUACGGUCUCUUCGCCGUCGCCGCUGGUAUCUUCGGCGGCUUCGCUCUUCUGCUUUAAGGAGGUCCUUGGUGUGCCAUAUUUUGCUUUUCCAUCUUCUUCUUUAUCUCUUUUGCUUUCUAUCACACCACUCUUUUUGUAAUUCAAAGCAUAGCAAGCGCAGCGAUACCUGACCUUUUUACAUUCUCUAUCUCGCAUGAUAUAUGGGUCAAAGCAAAUGGGGGCGGCGCAUGAGUAUGGGUGUUUCUGCUUUCUUUUCUUAAUGCUCACAGGCAUUUAUGGAUUAAUGAAUGAAGGCGUUAAUUGCUUAUUUUUGCUAUAUGGAAUGGAAAUGAUCAUCACUCUCCCCGAAACAGAUUCGAGUUGCGCCACCACUUUUU